UUCUUUACUUUCGUCUGCUGUAUUUUCCACCACGAAAGGACUGGACAUUUGCUUCCAGCCAGCGAUGUCAAGUGUCUCAACUACCCACCUAACCUUACCGCAGUGGGACGGAGGCUCACGGAAAAUUCGCUAUAUUUACCUGGUAAAUGUGACUUCAUUCAGGCUCACAGAGUGUCCCGACAUGGGUCCAGUGGCUCCUCUCUAUUUAGGAGCUGAUCUUUUCUCUAAUACUGACAUCCGUACAGAGAACCAUCCCAGAUAUCAUGCCAAGUUUGCCAAGAAGGGACUGGCCACAAAAAUACAUUUUUCCUCAGCUUUCAGAUUUCAUGGGCUGAAGGUACCGACUGCAAGUAACAGCCUCUGGUUCUACAGCGUUCAAGGACUUUUUCGAGUUGCCUUUGAAAUGUACAAUAAGCAGGAGCAGCUUGCUGUGCUGGAGAAUUUCCAGGAUGUCUGGAAAUCGCAGAUUAAUGACAGCCAUCUGAAAAUGAGUUACAGUCUCAGUGUGCAGCUGGAUGUCGCUGUGUCCAGCAGCCUAUGCAAUACAGAACCAAGGAUUGAAAUCUCAUCACAACCUCAGCAUUGCAAGAUUGGCCAGGAAAUGGUGGAUGUAUGCAGCAGUGACACAGGUGAUACAUCAGCAGAUCAUGAUUAUUGCUGUUCUCCAAAGCAGAGCUUGCAAACUGAGCAGAGCCAACUGCUUUUACCAAUGGUGAGACAAAAACUGCAGAACUUGGGUGACAAAUUCUCCUCUGAGACUCAAAGCUUCACAGAGCAGCAGCUGGAGACUACCUUGCUCCUUUUGGAGAACAUUGUUCGGUACGUUCAUGGGAAACUAGAAGAAAAGGAUGUGACAGAAGCUGUGUUGGCACUGUUAAAGACCAAAGACUGGGGAUGUGUGUAUUCAAGCUCCAUGCUUAAUUGUAUCGGACGAUGGCUUGGCCAGCAGUUUAAUGCAGCCAAUGGCAGCAUCAGCCAGAAAGUGGAGGGCUUUAAAAUUCAGCAUAUUGAGCAUAUCAGUGACUUGCCACCUGCUGAGGAACUAGCCACAGAGCUAUUCCCUGAAGCCAUGCGGACACUGCUGCUUCACUGGAUGGGUUUAAGUGAAGAAUCCACCCUUGAGAAAAGACGUAGCGAAUACCCAAUACUGCUCCUUAUCCUUGAGUUUGCCAACCACAACCUCAUCACUGGUGUGGCUCAUGUGCUUUAUUCCAGUCUUAUAUGCAAAUAAGAGUUUUUCCUCUUGAAUGUCUCCAUGUAG
Messenger RNA from Scomber scombrus (Atlantic mackerel), 1261 nucleotides. RefSeq lists its product as uncharacterized. The record is from RefSeq and is a predicted model, not a curated record. The coding region runs from base 65 to 1231 and encodes 388 amino acids. The transcript has 4 exons. NCBI's taxonomy places the organism in Eukaryota, Metazoa, Chordata, Actinopteri, Scombriformes, Scombridae.